Molecule: messenger RNA, 1671 nt
Organism: Linum trigynum
Lineage: Eukaryota; Viridiplantae; Streptophyta; Magnoliopsida; Malpighiales; Linaceae
Source: the annotation of a GenBank genome assembly
AUGGCGGAAGAAGCUGUAGUUGAAUCGGUGCCGCCGGAAACCCUAGAAACUCCGCAUCCACCGGCAGCUUCUCCGACCGAUUCGCCCACCGCGGUGGCUUCGGAUCCAUCGCUCUCGCGAAAUGCAUCGUUCAGUAAACUCAACGCGCGAGCUCCCGAGUUCGUUCCUAGUAAGCAACCGCCUCCUCCUGCUGCUCCGUCUCCUCCGCUACCGUCGAGACUGGCUGUGAUCCCGCCGCCUCCUGGCGCGGCUAUGAUGCAUAUGUACUCGCCUGCACCGUCUCCGCCGCUGCCUACGGCGGCGGCUGGUCCGGCGUCUCCUUACCACGUCCCGAUUCACAGCCCGGUGCCCGUUGGUCACGUGAUUCCGGUCCAGAAUCAUCAUCCGCAUCACCAUCACAAUCAUCAUCUGCACCACCAGCAACCGCCGCCGCCGCAGCAGUUCGUUGCGGUUCGGAAUCACAACAAUCACCAUCACCACCAGCAGUUCGGCCAGAACGCUCACUAUGUGUCUGUACAGGGACACGGUAAUCAGCAGCACCAUCAGAAUCAUCAUUACGCGAAGAAGUUGCAGCAGCAAUCGGAGGAAGGCGAGCAGAAUGAGGUUGGCCCGGCGGAUCACGGACGGUCCAAGAACGAGAAGACCGAUAAAAACGGGCUCUCUGAUGAAGCUAUGCAGAAGCUUUUGAAUCAGGUAGAAUACUACUUCAGUGACUUAAACUUGGCUACUACAGAUCAUCUGAUGAGGUUCAUUAGCAAGGAUCCUGAUGGAUAUGUGCCAUUAUCUGUUGUAGCUUCUUUCAAGAAGGUCAAAGCUGCAGUAAAUAGUCAUUCUCAACUAGCUAGCAUUUUGAGGAACUCUUCAAAGCUUAUUGUCAGUGAGGAUGGGAAAAGAGUUAAACGUCAGCAACCAUUUACUGAGCCUGAUAUGGAAGAACUGCAAUCGCGCAUUAUUGUUGCUGAAAAUUUACCCGAGGAUCAUUGCCACCAAAAUCUGAUGAAAAUCUUCUCUUCUGUUGGAAGUGUUAGAACAAUUCGCACCUGCCCUCCUCAAAAUUCUGGUGCUGGGGCUGCGGCAGUGUCUCGAUCUACAAAAGCCGAUGGCAUGCACUUCACUAACAAGUUGCAUGCAUUUGUGGAGUAUGACUCUAUAGAGAUAGCUGAGAAAGCGGUUAUGGAGCUGAACGAGGAAGCAAACUGGAGGAAUGGUCUUAGAGUUCGCCUGAUGCUAAAACGUCCAUCAAAACCUGCUGCUGGCGGACGUGGGAAGAAGGGUCCUGAUGGGCCAGGGCAGUUAGAGGAAGAAGAAGAGGCUUCCACCUCUGAGCAGCAGCCAAACGAAAAGCCGAUCGAGGAUCUUCCUAAACAGCAGCCUGAUGUCUGUGUUAAUGACCAUCCUGCGGAGGACAAUCUGAACAAUGACAAGGACGCAGUACAGAGAAAAGGCCGGGGCAGAGGGGGACGGGGCAAGGGACGCGGUCGAGGCCACUCCCACCACCACAACACCGGUCGAGGAGCAAACCAUGUCGGUGGGCCUGCACCUUCGAGCAGCACAGCAGCCAUGUGCGAGCAGACAGUGAAGCAACCACCGCCACCAGGUCCCCGGAUGCCCGAUGGCACCCGAGGAUUUGCCAUGGGACGAGGGAAGCCGGUCCCUGUUAACACCGCAUGA